AUGACUCACAGCUACCGGGAAGCCACGGGGGUGACGGGAGACAAAGUGCACACCGAGAUGAGAGCAGAGUUUUACCGCUCAUUACAAAAGCUGCACGCCGCCGGGGAACAGAUCAGUGUGAGGCGACCUCCAGAGCAAGACAAACCCAGUCCUAGUGUCCAUUAUACUCUUCUGAUUGCUUGUGUUUUGGUGGCCUUUGUCCUUGGUGCCUUCCUCUCUGGCUUCCUGGUUUCAUGCUACUGUAAUCACACAAGCCACAAGACCAAGAAGUUGUCGAAAGACCCCGAAGCCCCAAUCCCACAUGCUCUAUCACUGCGCAGCCUGGCCAAGCUCAAUGGCCUCCUGGACAGCCAAAGUAAGGAUGACAAGUUGGAGGUGUCAUCUCCCAAGAUCUACAACUCUUUCUUCGCCAACAGUAAGGAGCAUCACCCAUCGAGGAGAAAUGGUCAUCAUGGAAUGACAAUGGGAGACUUGGUCCAUGCCCAGCAUCACCAACUCCACCAUUCCUCAGAGCUGUCUGGUCUGCCUACACCAGACUCGACCCCAGAGCUGCCAAUUAAGAGCAUGAAAGCAUUCAAGAACCAGUGGGAGAAGAAUCAGAACUGCAACAAUGCCAAGGAACCAAAGUCCCAUAAUAUUGGCUCCAGGCCCAGCUCUGCCCUGCUUCACCAGCAGGUCUUCCCCUACUCCCAUGGACUGUCUAAUAGCCAGUCAGCAGCCGGACACCUUCAUCCCGAUGAACGCAAAAUCCACAAUGUUGAGCGUGUGUUGUCUCAGCAGCCUUACCCUGGCUACUCUCAGAAGGUGAUGGAAGUAACCUCACUCGAUGAGCUCCUGAAGCACAUCCACGAGGCAAGCGGCAGCAAGAACUCUCAGCUAAUGAGCCCAUCUGGUCUGAUGGCCAGCGGAGGUGGAGGCCAGCUAGCCUUUGCCAACCGUAUCCAGCCUCAGAUACCUGAGACAGAAUCGGCCCCCUACUACAGCUCAUCCACUUUACCACGUGACAGCCUCACCCGUCGCAUGGAUGUUCCACCAGACAUUCCCAUGCACCACCAGUCUACCUUGGAGAGGAGGCAUUCCUCCCAAAGGCAAUCACUGAUUGCUGCAGCCACCAAAAUGCCCAACGGAGGUGGAGUAGUAGGAGGAGGGGGAGGAGGAAUGAUCCCUCGCCAACACAGCUUCAGCCAACGAAAUGGCGGGCCCCACCAGCCACCUCCCCUUUUGGCGCGGAUGAACUCGACGGGCAGCGCGUGUGAGGUUCACUAUCCCCUGCUUCCCAAUGGAUACCUGGCACGUCAGCACAGUUAUAAUGGAGAACAGCAAGAGGUUCCACACAGGGGUGCGAUCGUCCGUCGGGCAGCUUCUCUCAAACCUGACGUCCCUCCCAAGCCCUUGUUCAUACCUGCCACAUCCCCAGUCAAUGAACAGGGAAAGUUCAACUACUGAGGGGUAUGCUCUUGGACUAAGAGAAGGAGCCUCCCCCCUCCCCUCAUUGUGUCAUCUGUAAGAAACUUUGAAGAAAUGCAGUGAGUUUGGGGUUGCAGACCUUUACCUGAAAACACAACUAACUGUGUGGCACCAGUGUCACUGUGGACAAAAGCCUCAACCAAACUUGUUUUUUUCCGCUUCUUUUUGUCCAACGAAUAUCUUUGUACCAUAUUGGUAUUGCUUAGCUACUUGCUUAUUAUAGAACCGCUUACUUGGGUGACGUGAUGCCACCUCCUUAUAUUAGGCUGCCAAUGUCCUCAAUGUGGAUUUACAAUGCAACUCCGUUUUUGGACACGUUGAUGUUGGAAAAACUUGACACAUCAGUCAUCUUGAAGACUUAAAAGCUCGAGGCUCGCUUAGAUUCAUGCUUUUGCUUAACUUUUUCUGAUGUAGUGUUGGUAUCCGGUCCCCACCCACCCCACCCUCGAAUGUGUUUAUAUUAUGCAUGUGUGUGUAUAUAUAUGUGUGUUCAUAUUUACACCGUAUAUGUAUACAUAUACAUAUGCAGUAUGUGUAACCUGUGGUUAAAAAAAAAAAAAAUCCCCUGAAAGUAGUUAUGUCUUUGCCUUACUAUACUCUCUCAUCUUUGGGCAUAUCAAACGAUCCCCCCCGCCCAAGCCCUAAGAAAUAUCUUAGGGGCACCAAAUGUUCAUCAAAUGUUGUCAUUUGGCUCCAGACGCCGAUUCAAAUUUGGUCACGAUGACAAGACAAAGGAAAUACUUCAACAAAGCAGCUACACUCGCCUUCUCUUUUAUUUUUUCCUGUCCCAGCUGAUGUCAGGUGACAACAUUCGGGUCCAUUUAAGUUCUUCAAGAAUGUUUCGACAACAUUGGUGCUCCGCAACUCUAGUGGGUCUAAUAUUCUUUGAAAUGGAAACAACCAACAUUGUAUUCUCUGAAAUAUUUUGGACCCAAAGAGGACAAGACAAACACGUCUUGCCGUCUGGUGUUAGGAGAAUGAACACUGAACAUCGAACAGACUGCAGUUAUCAUAAUUAUUAACUCUGUGGCUAUUGGUUGUAAAUAAAGGAAUAAUUACUAGCCAAAUUUUAACUGUAUGUGUAAAUGUGUGCCUUAUUUAAUAAUAGUGUGUGACAUGGGCUUAGGGGUCAAUGCAAGGGGCUCAGAUGGCAACUAUGCUACAGUAUAUUGUAGGUGUUUGAUUUUUCUAUGGUUGUCAGUAUGUGUCAUACAGUAUCUAUUGUAUAUGUGAAGAGUUUCAUUCCAGAAUAAGAUAUUUCUCAUCUGUUCUAAUUAACUGAAUUAAUAGUUUGACUGUAACACUCACUAAUAGAUCAUAUGUUAUGUCAUAUAUUGACUAUAAUUUUUUUUACAAAGUAGGCUAAUAUUUUGUAAAUUAUCUAGUUUUAUUUUAAUCGAUGUAAAAUAACUAGUACCUUUUUUUUUUCAGCAUUGUUUUGGAAUGAAACCCUUCGUUUUUCGCUUUUCUUUUGUUUUCAUCCCAAAAGUGUGAGCCUACAGGUUUUUAAUGCGAGUGUGGGACACAGCAAGUACAAAGCCUGAGACUGCAGACAUUCAGGUUUGACUGUAUACUGUCACUUUCACCUGGGUGUCGAUUUCCUUGUAGGUGCCAUUGUUACGUUUUUGGUUUUUGUAGUAUUAUCUUCUUGGGUUUCUAAAGGAGCAGUUCACAGUUCCUCUUAAGUUAUCACCUACAGAUGUGUAGCCAUUGUAGAAGUUGCAUUUACCUUUUGGGAGGAAAAAAGUGUGUCUUGCUUGAGUUUUGAAUGUCAGGAUAUAUGUUUUAGUAAGUGUGUGAAACCAUACGGUUUCAGUUCUGUAUGAAAAUAAAUCCAGGUUGGUGGCAUGUAGCAUGACUUCUACAAUGGUUACUGCUGUAGAUCUUGACCUAGUGGUGCCACCGGGUGUUGAAUUUCAAAACAUGGACAAGAAACAUGGAGCAGUGCAAUGAACUCUGAUCCGACAGGCUGAGAUUGUCUCUUGGAUCGAUACUUGGGAAGUGAUUGUGGAACCGGUUCGCAGGUGACCGUGCUGCCAAACACUGCUGAGGAUUUUCACCUCAUUAAUGGUGACGCCAGCCGGCUGUGCCUCAGACAUAUCACCCCUUCAAAACUCAACUGUUGCACUUUUCAGGAGAGUCGCUUUGACCACGGUUGGCUGGAACCGUGAUCAAUUCUGUGAAAACAGCACUAUGCUAUUUACUGUAUCUGAAAAUGGUGUUUAUUGAUUGAAAUUUCCCAGAGCUCAUUUGACCCAGUGUAAAGUUUACCAUUCACACUACUCCAGCUUCAGUAAAUUAAGGAAAAGUACCUAACAUUUGUAAGGAAAAAAAAGUUGAUUUGGUAAUUAACAGGCAGCAGAGCAUUAAAUAGCCUUUCAGACAGCAAAUAAAAAACAUCCAACUUGAUUUAGGGUUGGGGCGGCAGUGUUUCAUAAGAGGAAUUGUGGCAGCUACAGUGUUUUAAUGGAUUUAUUUUUCUGUUUUGUUCUGUUGGUUUUUUUUUUUUUUUGGUAAUUUGUUUGUUUGUUUGUUUGUUUUUAAUCUGCCGGUAACAGAUUGUAUGGAAAUGGGGACGGUCUCGCCUCUUAAAAGUUCUAUCAGUAUUUGAUUUGGUGUAAAUACAUUCUAUCUGGGCGGGGUCUCAUUGAUUCAGUAUUAUGUUUUUCUCCGUUUGAUUUCCAGGCUUUGCCUCUUGACUUACUAUGAAUUUGGUCUCACAGAAUAUCAUUGUAUGUCUCUUAUACUAGGAAUAAAAUGGAAAAUAUGA
Pelmatolapia mariae (spotted tilapia) is the source of this 4237-nucleotide messenger RNA. RefSeq names its product semaphorin-6D-like. Lineage: Eukaryota; Metazoa; Chordata; Actinopteri; Cichliformes; Cichlidae. The coding region runs from base 1 to 1446 and encodes 481 amino acids. The record is from RefSeq and is a predicted model, not a curated record. The transcript has 2 exons.